Messenger RNA from Suricata suricatta (meerkat), 5901 nucleotides. RefSeq names its product terminal uridylyl transferase 7 (gene TUT7). The coding region runs from base 316 to 4935 and encodes 1539 amino acids. The record is from RefSeq and is a predicted model, not a curated record. Gene Ontology annotation, molecular function: zinc ion binding; RNA uridylyltransferase activity; nucleic acid binding. Lineage: Eukaryota; Metazoa; Chordata; Mammalia; Carnivora; Herpestidae. The transcript is spliced from 29 exons.
GGAGAAGAGGGGACUUGGGUGGAGGCACUCGGCCCCGGCCCCUUGGCCGGCCAGGGGGACCCCGGAACCCCAUCGAGGAGGCAGGUCACUUCCUGCUUCCUGGUCCCCGAGGUGGCUUCGUGGCCGGGAGUGCGGGGACGCCUCCUCUUUCUCUGCCUCCGGCUUCGAAGGGUGGAAACUGAGGCAGAUCGGGGGUGGGGCGAUCCGAAGGGGGUUGGAGACGGAGAAAUGCUGUUUGUGACAAAACCAAACUUGUUUGGGGUUAGAGAAUGAAGACUGGGGAGGUGCGGAGUAAGAAAAUUGAACUCAAAGACCAUGGGAGAUGCAGCAAAACCUUAUUUUGUGAAACGCACUAAAGACCGAGGAACUAUAGAUGAUGAGGAUUUCAGAAGGGGUCACCCCCAACAAGAUUAUUUAAUAAUGGAUGAUUAUGUUAAGGGCCACAGCAGUAAAAUGGAAAAAGGCCUUCCAAAAAAAAAGUUAACACCAGGGAACUAUGGGAAUACCCCCAGAAAAGGACCCUAUGCCGUUUCCAGCAAUCCCUAUGCAUUUAAAAACCCGAUUUACAGUCAGCCCACUUGGAUAAAUGACAACCACAAAGAUCAGAGUAAGAGAUGGCUCUCUGAUGAACUCGCUGGAAAUUCAGACAGUAGGAGGGAAUUCAAACCUGGACCUCGAAUUCCUGUUCUGAACCGACCCAGAAAAGACUCCUUUCAAGAAAGUGAAGAUGGAUACAGGUGGCAAGAUGGACGAGGCUGCAGAACUGUAAGGCGACUGUUUCAUAAAGACUUAACCAGCCUAGAGACCAUGUCAGAAAUGGAAGCAGGAAGCCCUGAAAACAAGAAGCAGAGGUCCAGACCUCGGAAGCCACGGAGGUCUAGAAAUGAGGAAAAUGAGCAGGACGGAGACUUGGAAGGCCCCGUGAUCGACGAGUCUGUGCUUUCAACAAAGGAGCUGCUGGGCUUACAGCAGGCAGAGGAGCGAUUAAAAAGAGACUUCAUCGACAGGCUCAAAAGGCGACCAAGAAACUACCCUACAGCUAAGUAUACCUGCAAACUUUGUGAUGUUUUAAUUGAAUCCAUUGCAUUUGCCCACAAGCAUAUCAAAGAGAAGAGGCACAAGAAAAACAUUAAGGAGAAGCAGGAGGAAGAGUUGCUCACUACGUUACCCCCGCCUACACCCUCCCAGAUAAAUGCAAUUGGUAUUGCCAUUGACAAAGUGGUACAGGAGUUUGGCUUACACAAUGAGAACUUGGAACAGAGACUAGAAAUUAAACGUAUCAUGGAAAAUGUGUUCCAACACAAGUUACCAGAUUGUUCUCUGAGAUUAUAUGGGUCAUCCUGUAGCAGAUUGGGUUUCAAAAAUUCGGAUGUAAAUAUCGACAUUCAAUUUCCAGCCAUUAUGUCUCAGCCAGAUGUUCUCUUACUUGUUCAAGAAUGUUUAAAGAACAGCGAGUCGUUUGUUGAUGUUGAUGCAGACUUCCAUGCGAGGGUGCCAGUGGUGGUGUGCAGAGAAAAGCAAAGUGGUCUUCUUUGUAAAGUGAGUGCGGGAAAUGAAAAUGCUUGUCUGACAACAAACCAUUUAACUGCCCUUGGAAAACUUGAGUCAAAGCUGGUUCCUUUGGUGAUUGCAUUUAGAUACUGGGCAAAGCUUUGCAGUAUAGAUCACCCCGAAGAAGGAGGUUUGCCGCCUUACGUGUUUGCCCUGAUGGGCAUUUUCUUCCUGCAACAGAGGAAGGAGCCUCUUCUGCCUGUUUAUCUAGGAUCAUGGAUUGAAGGGUUCUCACUGAACAAACUAGGGAAUUUCAACCUUAAAGACGUCCAGGAAGACGCCGUGGUCUGGGAGUAUGCUGACAGUGCCGCCGGAGAUGCAGAAACAACAAAACACGAGGCACCAACAGAAGUGCCUGUUAAGAGGGGACAGGCAUCAUUAAUAUUUGAUACCAAGCACCAGCCAUCAGUACCAGUUGGGCAGCUCUGGGUGGAAAUGCUUCGAUUCUAUGCUUUAGAAUUUAAUUUGGCUGAUUUAGUGAUAAGUAUUCGUGUCAAAGAAUCAGUGUCUCGUGAAUCCAAGGAUUGGCCCAAAAAGCGCAUUGCCAUUGAAGAUCCCUACUCUGUUAAAAGAAAUGUGGCAAGGACUCUAAAUAAUCAGCCCGUGUUUGAAUACAUACUUCAUUGUUUAAGGACAACAUAUAAGUAUUUUGCUCUUCCACACAAAAUUACAAAAUCCAGCCUCCUGAAGUCUCUGAGCGCUGUUGCACAUAUUCCUGAACAGUCUAAAGAAGUAGCAAAGCAUGACACGGGCGCACAAGCAAAAGAUGAUGAACCCAAAAGCUCAGUUUUGGCUCAAGAGUCAGGUGCUGCCAGUUCAGGUGCAAACACCUGCCAGGUACAGCCACUUACAGAGACUGCUGAAAGCAGAGGAACAGAGGAAAUGGGGCACAUGCAUGUCAGUGCCCACUUGGAAAACUCAGACUGUAUCAGGACAGGGGCCAGUUGUGAUGGUUGUGAGGAGGCUAAAGCACCCCAUCAAGAAACAGGAAGUAAAACUGGGAGUGAGGGCAAGCAUCCUUUGACUGCUUAUGAUCAAGGGCUAAGAAGUAGCAGAUGUGGAGAGCUCGUCCUCCAUGGCAGCACACAAAAUAAGGAGACAGAUAGCACUUUGGAUGUAGAAGACUUCCACAAUUGUACGACCAAAGAGUGUGAUGGAUUCACCACUUCAGAGGACAAGGCUGAUGUUGAUGAGGAAGGCGUAGAAGGUACUGAUGAGCUGGAAGAUGCUCUAAGCCACUUUGCCCCGUCAAGACAGGGCCAUACGUCAGGGAUCAUUCAUUCCGAUGAUGAUGAGGAGGAGGAGGAGGAGGAGGAAGAGGAGGACGAUGAAGAACCCAGGCUGUCCAUUCCCCAGAGGGAAGACGAGGAUGACUUAGCAAAUGAAGAUGAGUUAGAAAAUCCGUACACAGGAUCAGGGGAUGAAGAUGCCCUGUCUGAGGAGGAGGAUGAGUUAGGCAGGUCUGCUAAGUGUAACGACUUGAAAGAAGGUGGAAAACAUGUGGAUGAGGCUCUCCUAAUGGAAUUCAGUAAAAUCCAGCUUAAAGAAGAAGAUGCGUGUGAGGAAAAUUGUACUGCGGAUCAGUCAGAUUUCUUCUAUGAAUUUAGUAAAUUCACCUUCACCAAAGGCAAGUCUCCUACAGUCGUGUGCAGUUUAUGCAAACGAGAAGGUCAUCUCAAGAAGGACUGUCCCGAAGACUUCAAAAGAAUUCAGCUGGAACCUUUGCCGCCACUGACACCCAAAUUUUCAAAUAUCUUAGAUCAAGUUUGUAUCCAGUGUUAUAAGGAUUUUUCUCCAACCAUUUUGGAAGAUCAGGCUCGUGAACAUAUUCGGCAAAACCUAGAAAGUUUCAUAAGACAGGAGUUUCCAGGAACUAAAUUGAGCUUGUUUGGCUCCUCCAAAAAUGGAUUUGGGUUCAAACAGAGUGACCUCGAUGUCUGCAUGACAAUUAACGGGCUUGAAACUGCAGAGGGAUUGGACUGUGUAAGAACUAUUGAAGAAUUGGCAAGAGUCCUCAAAAAACAUUCAGGUCUUAGAAACAUCUUGCCUAUUACAACAGCAAAGGUGCCAAUUGUGAAGUUCUUCCAUUUGAGAAGUGGUCUGGAAGUGGACAUCAGUUUGUAUAAUACACUGGCCCUUCAUAACACAAGACUCUUAUCUGCUUAUUCAGCCAUUGAUCCCAGAGUAAAAUAUUUAUGCUACACCAUGAAAGUAUUUACAAAGAUGUGUGAUAUUGGUGACGCUUCUAGAGGAAGCUUAUCCUCAUACGCGUACACGCUCAUGGUGCUGUAUUUCCUCCAGCAGAGGAAUCCACCAGUCAUUCCUGUCCUUCAAGAGAUAUACAAAGGUGAAAAGAAACCUGAAAUAUUUGUUGAUGGCUGGAAUAUUUAUUUUUUUGAUCAAAUAGAUGAACUGCCCACCUAUUGGCCAGAAUAUGGAAAAAAUACAGAAUCUGUUGGGCAAUUAUGGUUGGGACUUCUUCGAUUCUACACAGAGGAAUUUGAUUUUAAGGAACAUGUUAUUAGCAUCAGGAGAAAAAGUCUGCUUACAACUUUUAAGAAACAGUGGACCUCAAAAUACAUUGUCAUUGAAGAUCCCUUUGAUUUGAAUCACAAUCUUGGAGCUGGAUUAUCAAGGAAAAUGACAAAUUUUAUAAUGAAAGCAUUUAUUAAUGGUAGAAGAGUUUUUGGUAUUCCAGUCAAAGGAUUUCCCAAGGAUUACCCCUCAAAAAUGGAGUACUUUUUUGAUCCUGAAGUGCUAACUGAAGGAGAGCUGGCACCAAAUGAUAGAUGUUGCCGAAUCUGUGGAAAAAUCGGACACUUCAUGAAGGAUUGUCCUAUGAGGAGAAAAGUGAGGCGGCGGCGUGAUCAGGAAGAUACCCUGAACCAAAGAUACCCCGAGAACAAAGACAAGAGGAACAAAGAGGACAAAGACAUUCAGAACAAGCACACAGAGAGGGAGGUGUCGACGAAGGAAGAUAAGCCCGUGCAGUGCACGCCUCAGAAAGCCAAGCCAGUGAGGACAGCUGUCGAUCUGGGCAGAGACAAGAUCCUCAGGCCACCAGUGGAAAAAUGGAAGAGGCCGGAUGACAAAGACUUAAGAGAAAAACGUUGUUUUAUUUGUGGAAGAGAAGGGCACAUUAAAAAGGAAUGCCCGCAGUUUAAAGGCUCUCCAGGUAUGUCUAAAUCAGAUUGUGUGUUUGGAUCCCCUUCUCCACCUAGCCCCUUGAGACCAACUGGCACCUUUGCUCAGGCAGUGCCUUUACAUGAAGACAAAAAGAAACAAAAAACAACCAUAUUUUUGAGUCCCCAGUCAGGUAGCCUUUCCAGUAAAUAUAUGACUCAGGGAAAAGCCUCAGCGAAGAGGACCCAGCAGGAAUCAUGAGGGAAGGAAAAUGCAGCACUCUAAGUGGCCACUUAGGCGGUCCCAUUCAGUUUGAAAUUAGGUUCAUUUCACAGGACACAGUAGUGUAGAUCAGGCUUCUGCUUAACAUUCAAGGGAAAAGUCAGGCUGUUUUUUUUCUUUUUAACUUAUUGAAAUUUCUAAUGAGGAAAAAAAAUUUAAUAGAGUCUUAACCUACCACAAAUCCCCAUAGAUGUAAGGAUUUUACCAGAAAGCCAUAAUGUAUGUAUUUAAGUCAGGUUUUAUUUUUUUUAAGCCAGAUUUAAAAAAAAAAAGGGGGGGGCGUAAUUGUGGGCCAGUAUUCAGUGAAUACAAUUUGAUGGUUUUUAAUUCUCUCAGAGCACACUAAAAAUGGUGUGCUGGUAAACCCCUAGUAAAUUACCCUUUUUUCCACCCAUAAAUCCCUUUUUUGUUUUGAAGAGGGGAGAUUGUAUUUAUUGUUGUUUACUGAAUCCUUGUGUGAAAGCAUAUCAAAUAUGUGUGCACUGCUACUACUGUAUUUACGAUUUACAAACUUAUUUCAGUGAUAUUUGUAGAAGUGAUAACUCGAACACGAGUACCUAUUUAUGUGAGCCUUCCCCGAGGGGCUUUGGUUUUUUUCCCCUCUCUAAUUUUAAGUUGACCUAGAAUUAACUAUGCUCCUAAAAAUGAAGUAAAGGAAACGAAUAGUCCUGUUUGCUGCUAAAAAACAUUUUCAAAGACAAAACAACAAAAGAGAAGUGCUUUUUACUUUCUAUGAUACUCCAGAAUUAAGGUGGAGAACUUUUAAAAAUCCCUGAAGAUGAAAGAGGCCAUCUCUGCCAAUCACAAGUUUGGUUGGUGUCAUUUUGGAGGUCUGACUGGAGCCCUCCUGGAACUGUUUCUCAAACUCCACAAGCCCUUCCAGAAGUAGUACGUGGUCAGAACUAUGCCUCGGUUUUGAAAUAAAAUCAGAAUUUCAACCUGUAA